UAAUGUGAUAUAUUUAAAAAUGCAAAUAUUGAGUGAGACAUGCACUAUAUAAGUAAAGUAUCCCCAAAGCGAAAGAAAUGAAAGCUGAGAGGCAAUAAAGACAACAUGUCCUACAUCACCAAGGUUGGUGGCAGCAGCAUGACCAAUGGUGUUACCACUGUUGAUUGCCAUAAACAAGUUCGCUCAUGGAGGCUGCUACGUUCACUCAUUCAACUACUAAUUCCCACUUGCAAUUGCACCUUAGUACAACAAGAUCAUAAUACUAAAUCAAAAAACUGUCUCCCAUCAUCAUCACUCAUUACAUCUACCACAAUCACUGGCACUAUAUUUGGAUACCGUAAAGGAAAAGUUAGUUUUUGUAUUCAAUCCAACUCAAAUUCAACCAACCCAAUUCUUCUCUUAGAACUAGCAAUCCCAACUAGUGUUUUAGCAGAGGAAAUGAGAGGAGGAACGUUAAGAAUUGUGCUUGAAAGUGCCACCUCAUCAGGAUCUUGCAGUAAUAAUAAUAUUAAUAACCUGUUUUCUACUCCUCUGUGGAUUAUGUACUGUAAUGGAAGGAAAGUUGGGUAUGCUGUUAAGCGUAGACCUUCAAGAAAUGAUUUUGAAGCAUUAAGCUUAAUGCGUUCUGUUUCUGUGGGUACUGGUGUUAUAAAUGGAAAGGAGAUUCAUCAAGAAGAUGAUGAGCUUAUGUACCUUAGAGCUAACUUUCAAAGGGUUCGUGUUUCUUCUAAAUCUAAUUGUGAAUCUUUUCAUUUGAUUGAUCCUGAAGGAAGCAUUGGUCAAGAGCUUAGUAUUUUCUUUUUUCGGUCAAGGUGACCGUUAAAUUUGUAGUUGCAGUCGCGAUUAAGUGAUGCUAUUAUGGUCAAUACAAUUGCGGUCGAUACAACUAUAAUUGAAUUGCAGUUGAAAUGUUGUUGUAGAUACUUCAACAACUUUUAUAUGACCGUCGUAAUUGAAGUUGCAGACUGCAAUUUAGAAUUGGGUAAACUAUUCAACUUAAUUAAUGACCCCUUUUUGAGCUGUGCCAAGCUAUUGUGGUCAACCAUGGCAUGGCGGCUUUAUGAUUGCUUGAUGAGUUUCUUACUUUCUUCUUUUAUUUUUUUGAAAAUGUAUUCUACUUUUUUCUUGGUUGUGCUAGACAGGACCAAGACAGUGUGACAAAUUGGGAGAGAGAGAGAGAGCACUCCAAGUUUAUAGACUUUUUUUCCCUCUUUUCUAAUGGAAGAUGUUCUGCCUAAUAAAACUUUUAAUUUCCAUUUAAUUUUAAUGUAAGUGUUUAUUUUUAUUUUUUUACUGAAUGUAAGUUUUUAUUGAAUAAGUGCUAUAUACUCUAAUUCCUUCAUGGAAGUUA
This is a messenger RNA of Cicer arietinum (chickpea), 1351 nucleotides long. RefSeq names its product protein MIZU-KUSSEI 1. Gene Ontology annotation, biological process: hydrotropism. Lineage: Eukaryota; Viridiplantae; Streptophyta; Magnoliopsida; Fabales; Fabaceae. The record is from RefSeq and is a predicted model, not a curated record.